UUCUGCUCUUCGUCGAGACAGGCGGUGGUGUAGGGUCUCUUAUUAUGCAGGUGCUGCCGUAACGCUGUGGACAAAUAUAAACAAAAUGGUUGACAAGUUUCUAAAUUGCCGGUUUGCCAAACCAGAUGCAAACUAUGUUUUAAUCUGUUUUCCUUGGGCCGGAGGAGGAUCUAAUUUUUACGCGCAAUGGGGAAAAAUGAGUCCAGAUUUUGUGGAAGUUUGCGGGAUUACUCUCCCUGGCCGCGAGUCCCGAUUUCGAGAAUCCUGUAAUUCAGAUGCUAAGCAGAUAGUACAAGACACAUGCUCAGCUAUACACAACAAAUACAGCACAAAAAAUCUUGUAUUUUGGGGACACAGCAUGGGAGCGCUGUUUAGUUUUGAGACAGCUCUGUUGAUGAAAAGAGUAUACAACAAGGAACCCUUGAUGAUGUUUUGCUCUGGGAUUUCUGCACCACAUGCCCCCGAGAGGACACAUUCGGGACCUAAAGUUAAAGAUAUGACCGAUGCAGAAUUUGUAGAAUAUCUCAAAAAGCUAGGGGGAACACCUGAGCAGGUGCUAUCAGACCCCGAAAUGAUGAAACUUUUCCUUCCCCCACUCAGAGCUGACUACAUCAUGAUGGAGGGUUUCAAUUCUCCAGUAGGACAAGAUCCACCCUUCUCGUGUCCUCUUCAUUUAUUCGAUGGUGAAAAUGAUGUUAAGCACAAUUUAGAAGCUUGGAAGGAUGUAACUUCAGGAGACAAGACAAUACAGUUUUUGCCUGGUGGUCACUUCUAUCUCAAAGAACCGUCCAAUCAGAGUUUCCUGAUCUCUUACAUUUCCAAAAACCUCGUUUGAUUGGUGGAUUUUUGAUAACGCUGUGCCAUAAAACGAUUAAAUUUCACAACAUUAAAAAUAAUAAACUUCAAUCAGUCAUUAAGUUAUCAAGUCCAAUUUACGGUGUGCAACUCUUUUAAUCUUCUAACAGUAAUUUAACUAAUUUUUACAUUUAAAUGAAUCUUUUUACGCCUUCAAAUUUGUCAGACUAUAAUAAUAUUUUCGCCCGGAGGAAAACAGUUAUUGGUUUUUCUUCAAAGAGAAUUAAUAUGGAUUGAAUGCAACUGGAAUCUUACACCGACAGAUGCUAUACUUUAACAUGACCUCUACAUGCAAGUGUGCGUUUAUUGUGAACGUGAGGGAAAUUCAUUAAUGUUCUUAAAAAAUUCACAACAGUUGAUUGGUGGAUAUGAAAAAUCAAGUCAAAGUCACCACAA
This is a messenger RNA of Saccostrea echinata, 1251 nucleotides long. RefSeq names its product S-acyl fatty acid synthase thioesterase, medium chain-like. The transcript is spliced from 8 exons. The coding region runs from base 86 to 835 and encodes 249 amino acids. The record is from RefSeq and is a predicted model, not a curated record. Gene Ontology annotation, biological process: lipid biosynthetic process. NCBI's taxonomy places the organism in Eukaryota, Metazoa, Mollusca, Bivalvia, Ostreida, Ostreidae.